AUGAUUGAUUUGAAACCUCUGGAAGUAUCUCUCUCGCCUCCAUCACCGCCUACCGUCACAGUGUCGCCUACUGCAGCAUCCCCAGCUCGCGUCACUGUGUCGCCCCCUGCAGCAUCCCCAGCUCGCGUCACGGUGUCGCCUACUGCAGCAUCCCCAGCUCGCGUCACGGUGUCGCCUACUGCAGCAUCCCCAGCUCGCGUCACUGUGUCGCCUACUGCAGCAUCCCCAGCUCGCGUCACUGUGUCGCCUACUGCAGCAUCCCCAGCUCGCGUCACGGUGUCGCCUACUGCAGCAUCCCUAGCUCGCGUCACGGUGUCGCCUACUGCAGCAUCCCCAGCUCGCGUCACGGUGUCGCCCACUGCAGCAUCCCUAGCUCGCGUCACGGUGUCGCCUACUGCAGCAUCAGCAUCUCGCGUCACUGUGUCGACUACUGCAGCAUCAGCAACUCGCAUCACUGUGUCGCCCACUGCAGCAUCCCUAGCUCGCGUCACUGUGUCGCCCACUGCAGCAUCCCUAGCUCGCGUCACGGUGUCGCCUACUGCAGCAUCAGCAUCUCGCGUCACUGUGUCGACUACUGCAGCAUCCCUAGCUCGCGUCACUGUGUCGCCCACUGCAGCAUCCCUAGCUCGCGUCACUGUGUCGCCCACUGCAGCAUCCCUAGCUCGCGUCACGGUGUCGACUACUGCAGCAUCCCUAGCUCGCGUCACGGUGUCGCCUACUGCAGCAUUAGCACCUCGCGUCUUGGUGUCGACUACUGCAGUAUUAGCACCUCGCGUCACGGUGUCGACUACUGCAGCAUCCCUAGCGCGCGUCACGGUGUCGACUACUGCAGCAUCCCCAGAUGGCGUCACGGUGUCGCCUACUGCAGCAUCCCCAGCGCGCGUCACGGUGUCGACUACUUCAGCAUCAGCAACUCGCAUCACUGUGUCGCCCACUGCAGCAUCCCUAGCUCGCGUCACGGUGUCGACUACUGCAGCAUCAGCAACUCGCAUCACUGUGUCGCCCACUGCAGCAUCCCUAGCUCGCGUCACUGUGUCGCCCACUGCAGCAUCCCUAGCUCGCGUCACGGUGUCGCCUACUGCAGCAUCAGCAUCUCGCGUCACUGUGUCGACUACUGCAGCAUCCCUAGCUCGCGUCACUGUGUCGCCCACUGCAGCAUCCCUAGCUCGCGUCACUGUGUCGCCCACUGCAGCAUCCCUAGCUCGCGUCACGGUGUCGACUACUGCAGCAUCCCUAGCUCGCGUCACGGUGUCGCCUACUGCAGCAUUAGCACCUCGCGUCAUGGUGUCGACUACUGCAGUAUUAGCACCUCGCGUCACGGUGUCGACUACUGCAGCAUCCCUAGCGCGCGUCACGGUGUCGACUACUGCAGCAUCCCCAGAUGACGUCACGGUGUCGCCUACUGCAGCAUCCCCAGCGCGCGUCACGGUGUCGACUACUUCAGCAUCAGUACCUCGCGUCACGGUGUCGACUACUGCAGCAUCCCCAGAUGGCGUCACGGUGUCGACUACUGCAGCAUCCCCAGCGCGCGUCACGGUGUCAACUACUGCAGCAUCCCGAGAUGGCGUCACGGUGUCGACUACUGCAACAUCAGCACCUCGCGUCACGGUGUCGCCUACUGCAGCAUCCCCAGCGCGCGUCACUGUGUCGACUACUGCAGCAUCAGCACCUCGCGUCACAGUGUCGACUACUGCUACUGCCGCCGUGUUGCGAGGAUUAUCUCUCAUUCCGUGUCAGGGGAUUAUAACCCAGAAACAGGCCGAUGCGGAAAAGAUCGUUCGUUCCAUACGACUACUCCCCCUCCCCUACCUCGCCUCCAACAUCUACUCCCCCUCCCCUACCUCGCCUCCAACAUCUACUCCCCCCUCCCCUACCUCGCCUCCAACAUCUACUCCCCCCUCCCCUAUCUCGCCUCCUUCAACUACUCCCCCUCCCCUACCUCGCCUCCAACAUCUACUCUCCCCUAUCUCGCCUCCUUCAACUACUCCCCCCUCCCCUACCUCGCCUCCAACAGCUACUCCCCCUCGCCUACCUCGCCUCCAACAUCUACUCCCCCCUCCCCUACCUCGCCUCCUUCAACUACUCCCCCCUCCCCUACCUCGCCUCCAACAGCUACUCCCCCCCCCCCACCCCUACCUCGCCUCCAACAGCUACUCCCCCCACCCCUACCUCGCCUCCAACAUCUACUCCCCCCUCCCCUACCUCGCCUCCAAUAGCUACUCCCCCUCCCCUACCUCGCCUCCUUCAACUACUCCCCCCUCCCCUACCUCGCCUCCAAUAGCUACUCCCCCUCCCCUACCUCGCCUCCUUCAACUACUCCCCCUCCCCUACCUCGCCUCCAAUAGCUACUCCCCCCUCCCCUACCUCGCCGCCAAACGCCACUCCCCCCUCCCCUACCUCGCCCCCCUCAGCUGCUCCCCCCACCCCUACCUCGCCUCCCACAGCUACUGCACCCCAUCACUACGGGGAGAGUGGUAG
Molecule: messenger RNA, 2478 nt
Organism: Haliotis rufescens (red abalone)
Lineage: Eukaryota; Metazoa; Mollusca; Gastropoda; Lepetellida; Haliotidae
Product: mucin-2-like
Exons: 5
Coding region: 1-2478 (825 amino acids)
Source: RefSeq, a predicted model, not a curated record